AAACAUGGUGGUCACUGCAGCAAAACAGCCGGUCGAAGGAUUCAAAAAUGCAUUUUUCUCUGUGAUAUUCGCGUUAACUCUAGCAAAUUGUGCUCACAACGACAAAUUUUCAGAAGAGCUAUUUGUAAAACCCUUAUCUAGUGGACAUGUCAUGUUUCAUUUUCAGUUUACAACUGUUUGGAAUGUUUCGAUCGAUAAUCCUGAAUCAUUCCAACACUAUCACCUGUUUCCCAAAUCACUUGGUGAUGUUUUAACAACUUAUAAAGUGAAAGAAUUGCAUCUGAGUCAAACACAAGGACUGUGGAGACAUGAUAAAUGGGGCUACCCUCCAGAAGAUGCACCCCCAGGGGUAGAGUUGUGGGUGUGGUUCCAACCUCAUGUUGGUGUGGAUAAGACCUGGGCUGAUCUUGUGAAUGCUUUAUCUGGCUUGUUCUGUGCCUCUCUGAACUUUAUGGACAAUAAGUCAACGUUGCAGCCUCGAUGGAGUUUCCGCCCCACAGGAUUGGCCUCUGAGUUUAACAGCGCUGAUACACGGUUCAUCAGGUAUUCAACACUCCCAAGAGAGGUGGUCUGUACAGAAAACCUAACUCCAUGGAAGAAACUUCUGCCAUGUGGAUCCAAGAUUGGUCUUGCCAACUUGCUUAACUCAGUAAAGCUCUAUGAUGGAUUUUAUCAUUCACUUGGGGUCCAUGUCAGAUCUGUAUGUCAGGAUUCCCAAUGUCACACACAGGCUACAGAGCUAAAGCAAACACUGACUGUAGUAUAUGAUCCUACUACAAAUAAAAACAGCAAACAAGACUGGAGUUUUCAGAGUAUGUUUGACAGAAGUCUACAGUCCCAGUGUCCUCUGGCUGAUACCAGGAAAAUCUAUGUAGAUGUGACAACACAGGAUACUUAUCCCAAAUUUACAUUGACCCCCCUACCAGAUUAUACAUUGAAUCAAAAGCGACCUGGAGAGGAGAGGAAGAUUGCUGUUUAUGAAAUAGGAAAUCAUUUGUCAAUGAACAAACUAAAUCUGAGAGCUUCAUAUGAGGAGAAAAUGAAAUUCACAAAUUCCUCUCUGCCGCCCAUCUAUGCCAACAGAUUUGUCACAGGAUAUGGAUUGGAGAGAGGUGGUGUUACAUGUAUGAUCUACAACACCAUGGAAUUCAACACUACUGUUAUCUUCAUGGAGACUGUACCCUGGUUCCUGAGAGUGUACUUCAGCUCACUAAAGAUAGAGAACAAUGGAAGGGAACUUAAACCUUAUAAAAUCAACUUCAUCCCAGCAAAGGACCGAGCCAAUCCAUACCAAAUGGAGAUAGUGUUUCGUCUUUUUGCCAACUCAGUCACUAAGAUCACAUACUCAUUUGAGCGAGCCUUCCUGAAGUGGACAGAGUAUCCACCAGAUGCCAAUCAUGGCUUCUAUGUCAGCUCUGCUGUGAUAUCCAGUGUGUUACCAGUAGCCAGUAAUUAUACAGCCAUUCCCCAGUCUGCAUCACUUCUGGAGGAAAGUUUCUCCGACAGUUCCGGGUCAUUUUUCCUGCGGUUACACACAGAAGCUUUGCUGGUCUCCCUGCCCACUCCUGACUUCAGCAUGCCCUAUAACGUAAUCUGCCUAGCCUGUACAGUCGUUGCCAUCGCGUUUGGUUCCCUUCACAAUCUUACCACCAGAGAAUUCACUGCUUCUGACCCAAACAAAAAGAAAGGCCUUAUAUCUAAGAUAAAGGCUUACUUUAACAAGGAUAAAAAUAAAACUAAGGAGGAAGGUUCUGCAGGAGAACCAGACAAAUCAAGUGAAAGUGAUAAUGAUAAUUCAAGUAAUUCAAAAGAAGAGACAAAAAUAAAAGACACAAAAUCUGAUACAUGAUCACUCCCUGAACUUUUUUUAAAGCAAACAUCGAUACUCUAUAUGCAAGAACAUAUUAAUUUGUUAUCCAUUGUUGACUGUGUUAUUUCUCGAACAACACUAUAUUUUUUUUUUUACAAAAUGAAUGCUUUUGUUCUAAAAGUCAUUUACACCCAAAUCUGAUUUUGAUUCCAUUUUUGAAUAUCUGAAUGUGUAUUUUAAUAAUUAUUUGUGUACAUGAUACAUCCUUUUUUGUGAACUUUGUUAAAUAUAUCAGUGAUAGUGAAACAGUUCAUCAGGUGUAGUAGGAAGAUAAAAGAGGCAACACUAAUGUUCAAUCCAUGUGCAUAAAAAUUUGUUUAUCAAAAAUGCAUGAGGUGCAAUUGUAGGUAGAUGUUCAUUGUUUUCUUCAUCAAGGCAUUCAGGACUUGUUCCAAUCAUACUGAAUUAUUUUUGAUGAACAUCUGUGAAGUAAGAGAUUUUUCAUUUUUUGCAUGAUUAUUACUUUUCUAUGGAAAUGAUGAAUUACAUUUUUAGAAAGUACCGUAUAAGUAGAAUUUUUAGCGAGGAUUUAAUUUUGGCAUAAUUAGCGAGGGUGCCGAUAUCGCUAAAAAUUAAUAUCACUACAAAUUGAUUGUGUUUUAUUUGUAAUAGCUUCUGUAAUGUGCAUAUUAAAAUCGCUAAAAUAACAUCUCGCUAAAAAUAAAUUACCAUAUUUUAAGGACAAAUAGCUAAAUUUGCGUCUCGCUUAAAUUUCCACUUAUAUGGUAUAUAUAUGAAUGAAGUAUAAUUGUUGAAUUGAUAGUGAAAUUGUAAAUUCAUUUUCUACCAAUCACUGCAUGAUGAUAAACUUUUAAAAUUAAUGUAUCUGAACAACUUUCAUGAAAUACCAUACUUGAUCAUCCGUAUUUUUUUUUACACUGCUGAAAAUUAUUUAGAUGUCUUAGAUGUGCAGUUGUAAGUUAAUAUUUUUAAUAGUUGUUUGCAAUGCUAUGCAUAUUUAGUCACCAGUUGAGAAUAUUUAUGAGGAUCUUUAUCAAUAUUGGGAUGUCGUAUUCACUAUUCACCAAGUCCAUCUGUCUGUCCAUCCAUCGACUCUUUCAUUUUUCACAAAUGAAUAUUCAUUUAAUACAAAUUUUUAUUUACUAUGUAUGACUAUGUGAAAGAGGGGUAAUGGAAGAUAGUUGUAGUGUGUGUGUGUGUGUGUAUUUUUAAAAUAAAUUGACCCUAAACUUGGAUGGAAAAUAGAGUAAAACACCCUGUAAUGUUCUGUAACCUAGUAUGGACCUAGGGCAUUUUUUGCUUAACCCCAUAAAAUCUGCUGACGAAGUAUAGUGCUGCCAUAGUAAUUCUGGUGAACAUUGUGGUCUAUGGGCCUCUAGUUAGUGCAAUAUUUGUUUUGUGAGAGUUAAAAGGUACUACAUGUAGUAUCAUUUUCUAAGAAAGUUGGAUAAAAAUACUUGUCGUGUUAGGAUGGAUUGAUCUCAAUAUGUUUGAUGAUUUACAUUUGGUGUGAGUACGUGUGAUCAAUGAGUGAAUACUUUAUUUAUAUUUUUGUACCAGUAACCAAGAUGUCCAAAUUUAUUUUUUCCGAAAUGAACAAGAGUUCACUUAAACGUUUAUGAAACCAAAUAAAAUUAAGUUAAAGA
Molecule: messenger RNA, 3477 nt
Organism: Saccostrea cuccullata (small rock oyster)
Lineage: Eukaryota; Metazoa; Mollusca; Bivalvia; Ostreida; Ostreidae
Product: GPI transamidase component PIG-T-like
Exons: 10
Coding region: 5-1849 (614 amino acids)
Biological process (GO): attachment of GPI anchor to protein
Cellular component (GO): GPI-anchor transamidase complex
Source: RefSeq, a predicted model, not a curated record